This is a messenger RNA of Colletes gigas, 6271 nucleotides long. RefSeq names its product ankyrin repeat and BTB/POZ domain-containing protein 2. Lineage: Eukaryota; Metazoa; Arthropoda; Insecta; Hymenoptera; Colletidae. Bases 1 to 4260 code for a protein of 1419 amino acids. The transcript has 14 exons. The record is from RefSeq and is a predicted model, not a curated record. Gene Ontology annotation, molecular function: protein heterodimerization activity.
AUGCCGUCGAUCGAGCGCGGCUCAUGCGUCGACGAGGAUUGCGUCUGCGUGCUGUGCCGUGAGCUGACGGGCUUUAGGAUGUCCGCGAACCUGGAGGGCUCGCGAGCUCGCCGCGAGGGCGUGAACUUCAUCCUGCGCCGCGGUUUGCCGUUGGCGACGAGGAUCCAGUCGAAGGAGUGGCAGGAAACGGAGGAUCCUAGGCUCGCUGGCCUCGAGGAGACGCUGGAGGACAAGGGACACGGACAGGAAACGGAAAGGACGACGACGACCGCAGCCGGGAACAGAGACGUCGCUCACAGGACUGUGAUUUACUUUGGCGACACGAACCAGAGGCAGCGGGAGAACAAGUCGAGGGACAGUCCUACGCGGCUCGCGGCGAAAGACGAGUCCAGGAUGUCCGAGCAGCGACGAGGGGCGGAUCCUGAGGACACGAGGUCCUCGGGUAAGUCCCAGACGGAGAGACAACGGUCGACGGUCAGUCUGAUGGAGAACGAGGAUGCCAAGGUUACGCACGAGAUCGUGGUGAACGUCAGUCCCAGCAGGGAAGACGUGCUGAGGAUCGAGGAGGACGAGAGCCAGGUCGAGGAUUACUGGUCCUUGCCGGGGGACAGCAGCGGGUUCAAGGCGGACUGGAGCUUCGUUCAGCAAUGGCGCCUAAGGGGGCCCGGAGGCGGCAACGGACGAGAUCUGUAUUGUCCUCCGUACUCGAAGGACUUUGCGGAGAGUUCGCCUAAAAACGGUGUUCACAAUAUGGUUCACAUGGUGGCGGAAAGAGACACGGACAGCGUGGCUCCGACGCCAACGCCUCAGCAUCCUCAUCACUCUCAGCAUCAUCACCUCAGUUUGCACGAGAUUCGCGCGCUUCAGAGGCGACCAGAAUGCACGGGUAACAGCUCGUCGGAUGAGAAUCGUUCGUCCGGACACGCGAGCAUGUCGGACACAGGCGGCCACACGAGUAGCAGUUCACCGCCGCAUCGUCACCACAGGUCGCACAGCCCUCAGCAGCUGAAUUCUGUGCCCGAGGACGAUCGCCUAUCGGCCUCCGUUACCCAGAGAAAUGGCAGGAGUAGAUCUGGACAGAACCGCAACAGACACAGGGCCACACCCGCCAAGUUGCAGGUGCCGUGGUCGGGAUCCGGUUUAGAAGACAUCAAACUGGCGAUCCAACAGCUCACGAUGCGUUCCCAUAAGUCAUCGUCCACUUACUCCUCCUUGAGCGGCUCCGAGAGCUCGGAGCCUGCUGUAAGGAGACUGAUGCGGCAUUCCAGCUUGGAAACCAUCAACACCAACGUGACCAGCGCGGACGAAUUCGUCUGGGUGGACUCCCACAAUAGACUGGUGGAGCUGCAGCAACUGCCAUGGACGCACCACGACGUUCUUCGCGUGUUGCAGAACGGUCGUACGAGGGAGCACAUGGAACAAGUCUCUAUGGAGACUAUACCGCGGCUCUCUUAUCUAUUGCAGAGGGCCUUGGUCAGGAUCGGUCGUGAAACCCAGAGACUGGCCAAGCCUGUUGGUCUGUGCAGCAAGCACGAGGUUUACAGCGCGUUUAAAAUCGUGCUCUGUCCAGCCUUGGCCGAUUCUUGCACCAAGGCCUGCUUACGUGCCGCCGCAAUGUUCGCCGUAUCCGGUGACCAACUGAAGCAAUCAAAGGCAUCUCGAUCGGGACUGCAAUUACCAGUUGGACGAUUUCUUCGUUGGAUGUCCGAUGUGCGAUUAGGAAGAAUGAUACACGAGUACGCGGCCAUAUAUUUGACCGCGGGAAUUGAAAAUCUUCUGGAAGAAAUACUGUUACAAUGCGUACCGACCGAUACGCACACAACCCUAACGGCAACUAUGUUGGAGCAUGCCAUAGCAAACAGUGGAGAUUUAUGGGGACUCUUACAGCCAUAUGCACACCUUAAUGCUGGCCGAACAGCGUCAGGUGCCCUCGCAAUGCCACGUUGGGCCAGCGUAAGUUCCUUAAACUCGUCGUCGUCGUCCCGUAGUGGAAGGGACGCAGCAGGAUCUGCGUUGGAACCAUCGUUGCUGACUACAUGCGUGGGAUCUAUGUCGGAACUCUUAGAUCUAAUCUCGAAAGUAGCCCAAGCGGGACGUUCGCCCAUACCUCUGACCGCCAAGGCGUUGAACGCCUUGUUUUAUUAUAUGAGGUGUUCACAGUUGGAGCACGGCGAACGUGGUUCCGGGAUACAGGAACUCGCAUACGAGCGAGCGUACGUUGUUCUUCCGCCGUUGGUGGAAUGGCUGCGUGUCGCGACUGCUCAUGCGGAACACAGGCACGGACUCGUUGUAGAUCAAGAUGAUAUUAAUCAAGCCGCUAGAUUGUUGUUGCCCGGCGUAGACUGUCCCAUUAGACCGAUAUGCUUCGAGGAAGUUGCCGUGUGCUCGAAACGCAUAGACGAUUCCGAGUACGUACGUCUGCUCACGAUGGACAUGGCCUUCAAAAUGCUGAUCGGUGGACGCGCGGACUUGAUCGCUCAAGCUAUGCCCCUAUUACCAUCCACGAAGAUCAAUACGGUGAACGACAAUGGUUUUACGGCGCUGAUGAUAGCUUGCAUAAACGGUGAUGAAACGGCGGUGUUGGCCCUUCUGGAUUCUGGCGCUGAUUUGAACAUUGAAAGUCCAGCACCACCGACCGGUCAAUCAGCGAACACGCCAUCCAAGGUUCCUCUAGCACCACCGGGUGUGUCCAGUGCCAGAAGUUCAACCAAUCAAUCCGCUAUUAUGUCCCCGGGAAAGAACGUGCAAACGUCGAAUUCGUCUUCUGGCUCGCCAGGCGCAUCGAGUAACGCUUCCAGCAACGCGUGUUACAAUCAGAGUGGAUUCAACGCCGAGACUCAGCAUUGGACCGCUUUAACUUACACGGCCCUGUUGGGGCACUGUAACAUCGCCAGAAUAUUGUUAGAAAGAGGGGCCGCGGUCGAAGGUGGUGCCAAGCUCAGCGAAGACAAAUGUACGGUCACGCCUUUGCAAGCAGCAACAGCGUCUGGCAACAACGAAAUGGUGGCACUGUUGCUGGCUCACGGAGCUCAACCGUUUCUAUCGACUUUGAUAAAAGACUCUUUUUCCUAUUCCGGAUCCGCUCAACGCGGCUGUUACAGUGCAAUAUCUGUAGCGACAGCUCAUGGACAAAGAAGUUGCCUUCACCAAUUACUGUCACACCCGCUGAACUUUUCUGCGAAACGAGGGGAAAAAGAAGUAUUAUCGUUGGAAGAGAUCCUCGCGGAAGGAAGUGCGGGUACUAGUCCGCAGCAACAAACCGUAGAUGGAAGAGGAAAUCGAAGAGAAGGUAAAGAGCCAGUUUUUAACAAGGUGCAAACAAAAGCUUUGCAAGAAGCUAUGUACCACAGCGCCGAAAGUAACCAUUUAGACAUCACAAUGGAACUCCGUGGAUUGAAAGUAGGCUGGACGUUACAUUGCUGGAUGCACAGUCUGGCAACGGCUCACGAAAUGAGACUAGACUCGGUGAUAGAUCAGUUACUUCAAGAUUUCCUUCAAGUAUGUCCAGAAGACUAUUCGACGCAAUUUGUACAAGAAUGUCUUCCUUUAUUGUUCAAUAUCUUUAGGUAUAGCAAGAAGGAGGGCACAACGCUUCUGCUUGCUGAUAUUUUCUGUACGUGUUUCGGAUGGGAACCGAUUAAACCCAUCAGAGACACUACGUUAUCGAGCGGAUCGAGAAUAGAUCCGAAAUUUGUAAAUAAUCCGGAGUUGAGCGAUGUACAAUUUAGAGUAGAGGGCAGAGUGUUUUACGGCCAUAAGAUUGUGUUGGUCACAUCAUCUCCAAGAUUUAGGAAUAUGUUAAGUUCGAAAUUGUGCGAGGGAAACCCACCUAUUGUACAGAUUAAUGAUAUCAGAUACCACAUUUUCCAGAUGGUUAUGGAAUUUUUGUAUCAUGGUGGAUGCGCCACGUUGGAAGUAAAUCAAAGUGAUGUCUUGGAAUUAAUGGCUGCAGCAAACUUUUUCCAGUUAGAUGGUUUACUUAGGUAUUGCGAAGCACAGUGUUCCUCGAUGGUUGAUCUCGACAACAUUGUUUCCAUGUACAUUCACGCGAAGGUUUAUAACGCAACACAGCUUUUGGAGUACUGUCAAGGAUUUUUGCUGCAAAAUAUGGUCGCUUUACUGACUUAUGACGACUCGGUAAAACGUCUAUUGUUCGCGAAAAAGUUGCCGAAUCAUGAUGUUCUUGCAGGUCUCCUCCUGACUUUACAAGCAAGAAUAAAAGCUAGACGAUCUCAACAACAAAAUAAAAUGAAAACUUAGGAAACUAUUAAUAUAUACGAACAAGUGGACAUACAUUGUAUAUAAUACAGGCCAAACAGUUUAUCCACAAUGCAAAGAAGACAAUACAAAAUAUUAAAGUGUUCUCGUGUAUUGAUAAUACAAUAUACUUUGUACAUCGCGAUUGCAAUAAAUUAUAAAUAUUGUAAUAAUAAAAACAUUAAACGAUUAUUAUUUUACUUUUCGAAGCUUAAUAAAACCGAUUAUAUUUUUAUCACUCUUCUUCUUGCAUAAAGUUGCUAGACUUUCAGUACUUUUAUUACAAUAAUAGUUUACUAACGAUGACUCGUUAUAAACGUAAAACGUAAAGAUAAUAAUUCAUGCAAAGUGAAACGUUAGAUUAUGUGUACACCAUUCUAUGAUUGCCAAAUCUUUAUAAGCACAUUGCUCUUUUAUUUCUUUGAUUCAAAUUAAUUGAACUUAUGUUUCGUAAUUAAAUUUUAUAAACAACGCAACGCAUUACAAAAAGAAAAAAGAAGAAAACAUAAUUCAUAAUGCUUAAUACUACUUCGUGGCGUACAGUCCGUUAUUAUUACAACAAAACUGUCGCCAUUGAUAUUCACAGUAUGUUAACGACGUAAUAAUGUUAGUACUACAAUAUGGUUUAUUUAGAAUGUCAAUGGUUAGUUGUAUAUACAAUAUUCAAGUUAUAACCUUAAUGAUAAUGUAAUCAUUGAACUUUUUAGAUUUUGGAAUGCCUAAUAAUCAUUAUAAGAUUCAAAUCGAUCUUCAGAAAACGGCUGUCUCAAUCUCACAAUUAUCUGUGGGUGUAGUUUUUAUUAUUAACGUUGCAAGCAUCAGCAAAUAUAUAGGCAAUUCAUAAUAAACGAUAUAAUUCAUAGCAAGUAUGAUUAUAGAGAUCAUACUUAUAUUCAGAUGAUUCAAUUAUGCUUUAGAAAUCAAGGUUUCGUUUUUUUCGUUUUAUAUACGUAUUUUAAUGAACGUUACAUAAAACUAAUAGGAAUUGCAAUUAUAUAUAAUCUGCAGCAAAAAUGUAAAUUUGAAGACAAUUUCGUUAAAAAGUUAUCGUAAGCAUCUUCCGUAUUCCAUUAACGUAAAUAAUAAAAUUCAUAUUCUCAGUGGCUGUGUUUGCAUGGAGACAAGAAAGUGAAGCUUUAAACGAAUAAAAAAUGUAAAUUAUUCUAUUGUUCGUAAAUAUUACAUAUCUCUCGUUAAAAAUUCAAUAUGAAAGAGUAAAAACGCUUCAUUUUAUAUGAUUAUCGGUAAAAGUAAAAAAAUCGUGUGAUAACCUCAAGUAUUAGUAUUAAUUUAUACACGUAUUUAAAUAUUUCUGAAGUAGACAACAAUGAACAACAAUACUUAUGUAUGAUCGCAAACUUGUUUACAAAUCAUACAAAUUUACAAAGAAAAUUAAAUAGAAAUUAACAUAGUACGUAAUAAUAUGCAAUACUGCUAUUACAAGCAACGCGUGUAACGAUUAACGCUCUUCAGCCAUUUUCCUCGUUAACUGGUACAAACCGAAGUUUUCAUUUUAAAACAACAGCAUGCAAAAAACUUUAAAAUACUGAAAAAAUUACCGAAUUGACGUGACAUACAAUCAUCGAUCUACCGUUUAUACACGUUACACUUAUUUAUUUGAUACAGAUUGAAGAAAACUUGUGCAAUAGAAAAUUAGUAUUAUGUGUGAGCAAGUAGAAAACAAGUACAAAAAACGUAACAAAUAUGUAUAAUAUUUAAUUAUAGAAAUUAAAUCAAAAUACCGUCCGUUCGACAUGUUUUGCCAAUAUAAUACUACUUAAUUAACGUCGAUUAAUUUAGUGCCACAUUAUUUAGUCUGUAUAUUCCUGAGAUAUACUAAUAUUCGAAAAAAUUAAUUCGUGCAUUCAUUUGUAUUUCCUUAAAUGAAUGCAAUUAAAUAUUACACGAAAACUAUUAAACAAAUUUAAUCUCCCAAGAUAAACAAUUUAAUAAGUUUACUCUUCAAAAUUAAUAACUGUAAAUCACUAUUUUAUAAAUUAUAAACAUCGUAGGU